GUUGCUAUAGUGACUGAGAAACAAAAUGGAGGAAUCAGCAACAUACACUAUCAGACCAAAUUUCAAAGACAAAUUCCGUCCUUCAUUAGUGAAUGAUAUGAUAUACAAGGUACUAAAGGAGAGCCUUCAAGAUAAACAAUAUUCAAGUGAGGCUGAAACCUGGUGUAAGGAUAUCACUGAUCAUAUCAAGAGAAAUCUUAAAGAGUUAGAUCUGAAGAGAUACAAGUACAUAGUUCAAGUAGUGAUAGGAGAACAGAGAGGAGAAGGAGUCAAGAUUGGCUCAAGGUGUUUGUGGGACACUGAUACUGACAACUACUCACAAGGAUUAUUCAUUAACGACUCCUUGUUUGCAGUAGGUGUGGCAUACGCUGUUUAUUAUUAUUGAAAUAAACAAGAACAUUUUCACCUAAUUAUUAUAUUAAUAAUAAUAAUAAUAAGUUAAUUAAUAUGUAUCUAUCAUCUAUUGUCACUAAUACACAGUACAGUA
Amphimedon queenslandica is the source of this 487-nucleotide messenger RNA. Its product is annotated as tctex1 domain-containing protein 2-like. Gene Ontology annotation, molecular function: dynein intermediate chain binding. Gene Ontology annotation, cellular component: cytoplasm; cytoplasmic dynein complex. The coding region runs from base 26 to 385 and encodes 119 amino acids. The transcript has 6 exons. Gene Ontology annotation, biological process: microtubule-based movement. Lineage: Eukaryota; Metazoa; Porifera; Demospongiae; Haplosclerida; Niphatidae. The record is from RefSeq and is a predicted model, not a curated record.